Molecule: messenger RNA, 4986 nt
Organism: Haliotis rufescens (red abalone)
Lineage: Eukaryota; Metazoa; Mollusca; Gastropoda; Lepetellida; Haliotidae
Exons: 5
Coding region: 435-1955 (506 amino acids)
Source: RefSeq, a predicted model, not a curated record
GGUUUUAUUGCGAGUUAUAGACCUGCCUUCCUCAUGACUUGGUAGUAGCAGCAUCGUGCAUCUCACAACAUCACCGUGUCGCCGCCUCACAAGCCUGCAGCACCGCAUUGUCAGAAGCACUGUCGCUCACACGGCUAGGUCACGUCGCCACACUUGCAUCGUUCGAUAGGUAGAACUGGUGUACUGCUGUUGACUCUUGACAGCAGUGGCCGUGUGCUCGCUGGAGUUCGCAGACCAGGUUUGUUUACUGUACAUGUACGAAAACGUCGCAUCUCCCUCUAUGUGCCAUCUACCUUUGUGUGAAGUCUAUUUAAGGCCAUGUCGAGCCACAAGGCCAUCAAGGCCAUUUCAUUACGCUAAAGCCCUAGCUUCAGAGGAUACCCGCCAUCACCGAGAGCUUUACUGCGGACUGCGUCCUCCGCCACGCCCAAUCAAUGUCUGAGGAAACACGAUCCAAAGUCAUCUCUUACUCUCCUUCAAACCGUAUGGUACGUCACGCCCAAUCAAUGUCGUCGGAGGAGACACGGCCUAAAACCUUACCUGACCUUCCGAACCGCCUUCCACAUCACACCCCACCCAUAUCUGGGACAAGAGGACUCUCAGCCAUUGCUGACUUUCAACCAAACCGCUCCCCAUACCACACCCAAUCAACGUCUUCAGUGGCUACAAAUCCAACAGCCAUGGCUGUGUAUUCGCCUUCGAUUCACCUCCCACGUCACAUCAAAACGUCUUCAGAGGAAACACUACCCAAAGCCGUUUCCAAGUGUCCUCCAAACCUCUUUCCACAUCACACUCAAUCACCGUGGGAAGAGACAUGCCCAAAAGAUAUAUCUAUGUUGCCUAUAACCAAUAACUCGAUGUCUUCAGACACACGCCCACUAUCCGUGGCCGCGAGUCCUCCCCCACGCCACGCUACAGCUACGCCGACAGAAGGACGCCCAACCGUCACUGACAUCCCAGCCAAGGGACGUGGACGACUCACCCGCGCUGAGUCCAUACAACUAGGUGACCAUAACGAUAUAUACAAGAUUGCUCAGAUGACAGACUUUAAGGAUGCCAAUAUCAACAAAGUCGAAAUAAACAAUCAUUAUUAUCAAGCUUACCGCAGUAAAAGCGAUGGCAUCUAUAAAUAUGUGAAUACAGAAUCGGACUCCAGGAUUGAAGUGACCAACAGAUAUGGUACUGCAACUGACUGUGAUGAUGAUGAUGGUGAUGGUGGUGGUGGUGGUGGUGGUGGUGAUGGUUCUGCUGCUGAUGCUGGUUCAUACAGAGGGAGACUGGGAAGGAGAGGGUGUGCGGAAGACCUGGAACACGACAGCUACGGGCCGAUGAAGAAGCACAAGGCAGACCCGACGGAAACAUCCCUCUUCACAACAUCUGAUCGUUGGCAGAAGGGUCCCGAGAGAAACAUUAGGAUGGGGUCCUCAACGUUCUGGGCUGACGGGACCGGUCAGUUUGGUUCUGUCAACGAUGACUUUAUGCAUUCCCAGUGUCAACGAUCACGUGAUGGCUUCCUGCUACAAAGUAGCUAUGAGAAACGUGAGAUGACGUCAACAUCAGAUGGUGGUACCGUCACUCUGCAGAAAUGUUCCGAGUCGAUCGUUUGCAUAACAGACAGCGUGAAGAUAUUCGACAGUGAUGGCGAGAUGGUGCGGGAGGGGGAUGUGCUGUACAUAGAGUGCAAGGGAGGGUAUUACGGCGUGUAUGUUGGUCAUGGCGCGGUGACGUUCGUUGAAGCAGAUGGCAGGGUCACCACCAAGAGAUUGGAUGGAAAUUUGACGUCACCAAUAGCAACAGAGGGGCUUGAUGGAGUUGCAGGCUAUCAUCGGCUGAAGCCACUCCAACGGUCGGAGACAUCGCGGCGAGCAAAGGAGUUGAUUGGUCACUAUUACCAAGGAAGUGGUGAAGACUUCGUUUGGUUCUGUCGUUAUAACGUCCCACUCGUUCCCAGGUAAACUGAGGUCGACGACGUUGACGAACACCUGUACAUAUAAGAACUACUUAUGUUAAUUCUAUAACAGUAAAACACCGCAUGUUACCUUAUGUUUUUUAAAUGUCUAACAAGAUGACUUGCCAACCCGACACCGUAUUGGAUGGAUUUCUGAAUGGACGGUUGUUGUGUCGUCUUUCGUUUACGUGUAUGUAAAUAAACCUGUUUGUUAACCCCUUUUCAUACGCGUUUGGUAUCAUAUUGGAAAUAAACAGUAGCAUACCGUUCUGGCGCAAAGACGUUUGUCAAAAACAUCUUUUUUUGGCGAUGACUCCUGAGAUCCAUGCACUCUCUUGUCCAACUCGUGAAGUGGUUCCAUGAAGCCGAAGCGACUAAAAUGUGGAUCGUGUGGUCACAAUGGCUGUUGCUGAGUGGUUAUGGCCUGGUUGGCAACCAGGGAGGAUGUUCACGUGAUCUAGUACUUACGUUCCAUGCUGACCAAAGUUCUUCACCUGUAUAUUCGGCCUGACUAUACACAGACGUUGUGUUUUAUUUGUUUAACUGCCACAUUGUUUGGCAGCAAUAAUGCAAUCUGUGCUUCCAUCCGCCCGCCCUUACGGCCCAAGCCUCCUGGAUGAUGACACACCUCCAUGAAAUAUAUAUAUCAAAUAUGUAAAUGAAUAAUGAACUAAGGAAACCCAGAGAUUAAAGGAUAUUUAUUUAAAAUCUUGGACAGCAUCAUCGACUCUAACAAACAAGUGCUUUUAUUACAAAAUGUUUAAAUCAGAAAUAAUUAUGGAAGAUUAUUUAUCAAAAGUUAAUGUUAAAAAUUUCUAACGGCUCUUUCACGUUUUAGAUGUUAUUUUCACGACCUUUUAACAGAAACAGGGCGCUAUGUAAACAUUCCUCGUGAAGAAGGAAUCUGUAAUCUAUGUAGUUUAAACUAAGUAGAAGAUGAAUUUCAUUUCUUACUAGUAUGUCCAGUGUAUUUACACCUUAGAGAAAAAUACCUGCAAGCUUAUUAUUACAGGUACCCUAAUAUUAUUAAAUUUGUUACACUGCUGUCAAACACAGAAAGAAGUAUCUUACAAAAUGUUUCCAUGUACUUAUAUUAUGCCUCUUUAUACCAACAGAACCUUAUGAAAGAAUAAUCUUAUCUGCUUGGUAUUAGGAAACUAUUGUGUAUAUACAUUAAGUACAUAUUUAUAGAUAUUUGCCUUAUGAAUAAACUACAAACAAAAGAGUUAGAAAUGGUAUUAAACUACUAGGCUGUCAUAUGAUAUUGUGGGACGUGAUAUUACAAAUGGUUUAGUAUAGUUAUAUGUAUAUGAAAUGAUAUGAUGUGACAUGACAUGAUGUGAUAUGAUAUGAUAAGUGUUGUGGUGUGAUAUGAUACAUGAGGGGAUAUGAUGCAAUAUGUGAUGUGUAUUAUAGAAAUUGUGUAAAUACUGUUCUUUUAGUGUACAUAUUUUAUGGCUUGCGGUCUUCCAGUGUUGAAUAAAUAUUGAUUGAUUUAUAUGAAAUAAAUUGGCAUGGAAUGACAUGGCAUUAUAUGGUAUGAUAUGAUAAGAUAUGAUGGGACAAGCUAUGAAAUUGCUAAUGUGUUGUGUGAUAUGACAUGUUGAAAUGUGAUAUAAUAUAGGUGCUAUAUAUGGUACGAUGGUAUGUAUGGUAUGUUAUGAUAUGAUAAUGGUAUAUGAAAUAAUACUAUAUAGUAUGAUCUUAUAAUAAUGAUACAAUAUGAUAUGGUGUUAUAGAACAUGUUGUAUGAUAUAACAAGUUGUGAUAUGGUAAAAUAGAAAUUAUGAAAUUACAGGGUAUGGUAUUGUUCUGUAUGUGUGAAAUUAUGUGACUGCGUUGAGAUGCGAGGUGGAAUGACGUGAGGUGAUUUGGUGAGAUAUGUACAUAAAUUGUAUAAAAUUGUAUAUUCUUCAAAUUGUACUAUAGGCCUGUGGCCUCUUCAGUAUGUGAAAUAAAGAUUGAACUAAGGAAAAUAACCAAAUUCUUCCAAAACAUAAAUAUACAAACACAAUCAGACAAAAUGUCCUACAGUAGUGAAUUGUGAAAAAACAAUCUUUACAGCGGCACACAAUAUGCCUUACUUUCCUCAUCUCAAUAAAUGUCUUCUAAAAGCUAAACUGAUUUCAUCGUAAACGGCCACUCACCAAGCCACCUGACGCUACUAUAGUGACUGAAGCGUUUCUAAAAUAGUUACCAAGCGUCCUCCGAAUAUGCUUACUGAAAGACCAAUCAGGAACAAAGAAACCAUUGGAGACCACGUGAGCCUAAAUGUGAGCUCUACGGUCAUUCCAAAAUGAGGGUCCUCACCUCGUCACACCAGCUGUCCAACGCUUUGUCGUUGACGUAGUUCCGAACGACUACAACCCGAUGGUCUAAUAGCGCCUCACCCGAUCCAACGCACUUGCCAUCUUCCCCGGGCAAGGGAGUUAACUGACUAUAAAAGUCCAGUUUCCCCCUGCCGAACUCGGCUGCAAUUAUGGCUGGACUAACGAGUCUAUGCAUCGUCCAAUCAAAAUCGCGUAAUGAAAUAGACAUCCGGUUCGUAAACAAAAUGAAUUUCAACGUUCAGACUUCGGUCGACUGCAGGAUUUGCAAAGCAUGUAUACCGCCAACUGGGCGUCGACAGAUAUUUUUUCAAAUUCUUUCAUGCUUUUUAAUCAAGGUGGUCACGUGAUUUGAUGCACUUCGCGGGAUAAGACCCGUUUUAUUACAAUAUAGAUUUUGAUUUUCGAGCAAACCAAACAGAAUACGCGGAUGACUUCAAGUACUUUGGUCAAUAAUAUUUUGGUCAGGUAUAAUGACAUUGUUUCAAGUUAACAACAGACAACCUCUCCACCAUCACUGGCCUAACCCAUUCUUGACCAACUCGUGUUAUUCAGGGACAAGUCGAAUAGUGGUGAUGUUGGUGCUGGUGGUGCUGGAGGUAAUAGUAUAUUUAGUCCUAUUUCUUGUAGAGUUACAUCCCUUAGAAGAACCAGGAUUCACGAGCUAGAAUCACCAACUGCCACAAUCAUUAUCCUUGGGGUGUCAGCAAC